UGUAUGUGUUUGCAUUGCGAGCCUGGCCCACCGCGCCUUCACUGCUAUUCGUAGCGUUGGUAACCAGAUGAAAGCUAAUUUGGGUAUGCCUGUGUGGCACACCUUCCAUUGCAGCGUAGGCCUGCUCUGAGAUCAUGGCCUCCUUGUGCUUGGAGCUGUACAGAGACGUAGCGAGAGACAGUCCCUGCCCAAGAGACUAACUAGCAGAAGGGUAAAUGACUUGCCCAAGAACACACAGCAGGUCAGUGGCAGGAUUCGAACCCAGCAUGCCUAGCUCCCCAGUGCUCCAGCCACCCAGCCUCAAUUUCCCCCUGCUGCUGUGACUGAGACACAUCCAGUAAGAAAAUUGAAGGGGGCCCCCCAGGUGAAAUUUGGCUUGCAGGGUAGUUCAUCUGCCCACCCAGAAUAACCCUGGCCAGUCAGAGCUGCAGAUGUUUGUCCCCUCCCCACCCACCCGGGAGCAAACAGCUGCCACUUUAACAGACUCCAUCUAAUCCGUCCAGCCAGCCUCAUUGUUGUGUUUGUUUUUCCUUAAUUCCUAUCGGCUCAAUUUCUCUCUCUCUCCACCUCCAGCUGCCCUCGCCUUUAAUUCCCCCCUCCCUCCACUUUCCCUCUCUCCCCAUCUCUCUCUUCUUUAUUUACAGCCACCUUCUCUCUGGCGAGCAGAGCCCGUUUGCAAUUUCACACCUCAGCUUGGGCUGGGCGCCGUGGAGCAGCCGGCCUGUCUAGCCGGAGACAACCAGGGGAGAGGGGCUGGAGAAGGCUAAAAAAAGGAAGAGAUUUAAACCUCCCCUCUGGGCAUACCCCCAACUUUCUUUUGCCUGCUCAAUUUCAGCUUCUUUGACCCCUCCCUCCCUUUUCCCUGGUCAGUUUCACUAGGCUCUGGGGGGAAUUGACUCGAUUGAUGCUUCCCAAGGCGCUGCUCCCUAAGCAUCAGGGAUCUGGAGAAGGGGCAUUUUCCCUCCUUCCCCCCUUUUCCUGUUGCAGAGGAUGACACUUCUUUAGGCGCCGGGCAUGAGGGGUGCUAGGUAUCUGGCUAGGGUGACCAGAUGUCCCGAUUUUAUAAGAACAAUCCUGAUAUUUGGGGUUUUUUCCUAUAUAGGCUCCUAUUACCCCCCAUCCCGAUUUUUCACACUUGCUGUCUGGUCACCCUAUAUCUGGCCCUCCAGCUGCUGCCUCGUUUCUUCCUGAAGGUCUCUGUAACCUUUGCAAACUAGAGGGAGCUGUGCAUGCGAAAACCUUAGGGCCAGGAGGAGGAGGCGAAAAACCCUUUGACGUAUCAGGAGCCACGAUUGCAAAGAGGCUUCCAGACCUUCCAGCCACCGAUUUUUUUUUUUAUCUCCCGCCUUUCCCCAAAUCAUCCCCAACAACCGCAUCCAAACUAUGACGGGCUUCCUGAAGCUGCAGCUCCCUCCAUCCUUCCUCCCCAAAGUAGCCCGCAGGUCCCUGAAACCAGAGAAGAACUGAUGGAUGCAAAAGGCUGAAAAGUCUCUUCCCACUCCCGCCCCCUUUUCUUUGUGCAGUUGCCUUGCAAAAAGCUACUGGUGGUGGUUGGAGAUCACGGUUGCGGUUGUGUUGUGUUUGCAGCUGCUUUCCUGGAUCCUGUACAGGAGACGAGCUCUGAAGGAAAGCCUCAUAACAACCCUCUCAAAAUCUAACAAAGAAGAAAAAAGCUGUCACUGGACUCUUCCAAGCUAGACUUUUGCUAAAGUUUUCCAGUCCUGCUUUUGUGAAUGUCUCUUAAGAGGGAGGAGGUUUGAUUAUUAUUUUUUUUUGUAAGAUCCCUGUUUAUUUGGGCUUUGGAAUAAAUCACUGCCUUUCCCCCCCACCAGAAAUAAAAACUGAAUGAUGGAUGUGUGCCAAUGUGUACUGGAGAUGGUCUUGUUUUUCCAGGAAUUGCGUGUAUGAGGGUUUGACACUUCAGCAGCCUUAACUAUAAACCAAGGAAGUUUCUGGUGGUGAUGGGAAAUAAAUAUAUACACAGCUUCGUAUCUGACAAGAAAAUGUAGCUGGGAUGCGAUUCCGUUCCCCGGAUCUCUUAAAGGAUUCUAACUGGAUAGACAAAGACUUAAAAGAAUCGCUGGUUAUAUAUUUAUGUAUUUAAGAGGAACUUUGUAAAGGCAGUUUUUAAAUGGACAUUAAUGUGCCUGGCUGGUGUUUGAACAGAUGAGGUGUUCAUUGUCUAGGGUUGUUUGGGGUUUUUUUUUUUUAAAUGUUUCUUUCCAGACCAUAGGAAAUUGUCUUUGCGGGAUGCUCUAUUGUUGCUUAGAUCUGAUCGUUCCAUAAUGAACUGGUAAAUUUCUUCUCUCUCUUUCUUUCCCCUUUAAAAGCGCUAAUGCUUUGUAAAUGCUCGGUAUCGCAAAUCCGUUUUAGGGAUUAAAACCGAUCUCUUAGAAAGACACUCUGAAGCUUUCAUUCGAGACAGGUUUUUGGCUGCGUGUGUCUAUUUUUUGAAGCUUAGUGCAGGGGAGAUGACAUUUUUUUUAAAAAAGACUUUUUCUCCCCUCAAUUUUCCAUUGCAUUUGAACUGGUAAUAGAUUGUGGAAACCUUCCGUGAUCCAACCCCCACACACAGAUCUGGUUUGAUGUAAGUAUUUUAUUUCAUAGGGUCUAUAGGAUCUCCAGACAGGAGUGUGUUGCUUUUCGUUUGGCGUUAAACACCUUUGAAACCCUCUUCUUUUAAAGGGAGAGAGGACAUUUCAUUUCCAACUCCUGGAGAAGCUCGCUCUGGGAUAAGACAUCAGUCUGAGACAUAAACAUUGGCGACCUCUCGAUGCGCAGGGUCUCCUGAAAGGAAGAUGAAUGACGCUCAAUUUGGAUUAUAAAUCAUGGGGACCCACUAAGGCUUAUCUGAUGGCAGCUUGAGAAUUCUUCCCAACCCACUUGUUCUGCCCAGAGAGGUCGAGGUUUUGUUGUCAGGCUGGAACAAAUGGCCAAGUGGCUGAAAGAUUACUUGAGUUUUGGGAGCAGGAGGUCUCCUCCUCAGCCCCCCACGCCCGACUACACGGAGAGUGAGAUUUUAAAGGCUUACAGAGCGCAGAAGAGCCUGGAUUUUGAGGAUCCCUAUGAAGACAGCGACAAUAAGCUGGAGCCGGAGCCUGGGGGGUCGGGCUCCCCAAAUACAGCAGCUGCUGGUGGCUGUGCGGAAGGGAAAUACACCUCCCCAAAACACAGGCUUAUCAAAGUGGAGUCCAAAGCUCUGUUGGCGACGGCUGCUGAGGAACUCAAAGGCGGGCAAGAGCAGGGCGAUGGCGACAGCGAGUACUCCGACCCCUUCGAUGCCCGCCGGGAGCAGCCAGGGGACGCCGAGGAGACGGUGCCGGAGAACAACGGCUACAUGGAGCCCUACGACGCCCAACGGGUGGUGGCGGAUCUCCAGGGCAAAGGCGACUGGGAGGGCCGGUGGGGGAAGCAGUGCCAGCAGGGGCUGCAGCUUUACGACACCCCCUAUGAAGAGCAGGAGCGAGACCCCGAGGGCGGCCCGGCCAGCCCGGCCCGCGAGAGCCGCCUGCCCCAAGACGACGAGCGGCCGGCGGACGAGUACGAUCAGCCCUGGGAGUGGAAGAAAGACCACAUCUCCCGGGCCUUCGCAGCAGUGCAGUUCGAGAACCCCGACUGGGAGCGCCCCUCCUCCCUGAACAAAGAGCGCCGUCGGCCGCCGAAGCACCUGACGGCAGGCCCCAAGCACGGCCGAUCGCAGAGCCCGGAGCGCAGCCCCCCCGUGGCCGAGCGCGUGGACCCCUCGCUGCCACUGGAGAAGCAGGUGUGGUACCACGGCUCCAUCAGCAGAGCGGACGCCGAGACCCUGCUGACUCUGUGCAAAGAAGGCAGCUACCUGGUGCGGAACAGCGAAACCAGCCACCAUGACUACUCCCUGUCGCUCAGGAGCACCCAGGGCUUCAUGCACAUGAAGUUCACCAGGACCAGGGAGAACAAGUACGUGCUGGGCCAGAACAGCGCCCCCUUUGAGAGCAUCCCCGAGGUCAUCCACUACUACACGGUGCGGGAGCUGCCCGUCAAAGGGGCCGAGCAACUCUCGCUGCUGUACCCCGUCGCCGUGCAGACCCUCUGACCCGGGGGGCGCUUGCUGACCACGAGGAAGGGCUGGUCCGGCCCCAGCCCAGCCCCCAGGGGCGACUGGGGCUGCAUGCUGCGUGCCCGGUCGUUUCAGCACAGGGGACUCCUGCUCCGAAGCAGCAAUGGCAAGUCGCUCUGGCCGCAAUGCUGCAUCCGACGCCCUCCGAACCCUGCGUCCUGCUCUGGGGGGGUGGCCUUUGUCCUGGAAGGUCCCACACAGGGACGGGGUUAGCCUGGGGUCAUCCCUUCUAGCCCCAUCUGGGAGCUCCUGCUUCGGGGUUGUUUGUCGGGGAGAUUCCCUUUCCCCUCUGCCCCCACCUUGGUCUCUCCUGCUCUGGGAUGCUGCUGGCCCCAAGGGCCUGCUGUGUCCUGCCCCAUAACAUCUCUGCCCUGCUCUGGGGGGCUCUGAGAGACACUCCCAAGUUACUUCCCCACCUCCAGGCAGGUUUGAUCCCAGGGUCCCCCCUUCCUUUGUGCAGCCCUGGGGGCUGCCACUGUGGGAGGGAGGUUUCUAGCAUGUCCCCCACCGUCCUGCCCUGGGAGGGCCACGCCCGCCACCCCCGGGAAGGCUCUGAGCACAAUAACAUGUAGACACGGUAGGUUCAUGUAACUGCCCUCCGGUGUCCUACCCCCGGUGUCAUCUCGCCUGAGCCAGCUCCCCCCACACACAACCUCCCCGGCCCCCUGAGCCGGGUGGGCCCCCUCCCUCGCCAUUCCCCUGGCGUGUGUGCGCGGGGCCGUCGCGCCGUGUGUGCUCUGUGUUGCUCUGUUCGUGCUGCCUUGGCAGAUAGGGGUCCAUUAAACGCCGUAGUACAGA
This is a messenger RNA of Trachemys scripta elegans, 4894 nucleotides long. RefSeq names its product Src homology 2 domain containing transforming protein D (gene SHD). The transcript is spliced from 6 exons. The coding region runs from base 2930 to 4072 and encodes 380 amino acids. Lineage: Eukaryota; Metazoa; Chordata; Testudines; Emydidae. Gene Ontology annotation, molecular function: phosphotyrosine residue binding. The record is from RefSeq and is a predicted model, not a curated record.